Molecule: messenger RNA, 885 nt
Organism: Bicyclus anynana (squinting bush brown)
Lineage: Eukaryota; Metazoa; Arthropoda; Insecta; Lepidoptera; Nymphalidae
Exons: 6
Coding region: 1-819 (272 amino acids)
Cellular component (GO): lysosome
Molecular function (GO): cysteine-type endopeptidase activity
Source: RefSeq, a predicted model, not a curated record
AUGAACGAUUUAAAUGCUAUUCAUGAACAUGCCAAAUUUGGAGUUAACAAAUUCAGUGACUUGACGAGCGAAGAAUUCACGAGGAGACACUCCUGCUUACAAGUUCCCAAUAACUAUACAAGUAAUUGUAAUCAAGUAAAAAGGGUCAGAAAUGAAAACAAUGUAUUGGAAAUUCCGCCAGAAUUUGACUGGCGUACAAAGAAUGUCGUAACAGAAGUCAAGGAUCAAGGAAGUUGUGGAUCUUGUUGGGCUUUCAGUGCCACGGGUAACGUAGAAAGCAUAAACGCUAUAAAAACGGGACAGUUGAUAGAAUUGUCGCAACAACAACUAGUGGAUUGUGAUCAAUUAGACCAAGGAUGCAAUGGGGGCUUACCAGAACACGCUUUACAGUAUUUUAUAAGUAAAGGUGCAAUUUCAUCCGCGAGCUACCCAUAUACUGGCAUAGGGGGUAGCUGCAAUUACGACGCCAGUCAAGUAGUCGUUAAAAUUACAGAUUGCAUAAAGAUCGACGAGAAUGAGGAUGUCAUGGCUGAACAGUUGGUUCAGAUUGGACCACUUGCGAUAGCUAUUGAUUCGUCUAGUUUACAUAGUCAUAUCGACGGGAUUCUACACGGAGCAAGUUGCGAAAAGACUCAGGUCGACCAUGCUGUACUUCUAGUUGGUUAUGGAACCGAUAGUGCCACUGGCCUACCUUACUGGUUGAUAAAGAACUCAUGGGGAACAGAAAACUUUGGAGACCAAGGCUACUUCAGGAUGCAGAGAGGAGUGAAUUGUCUCAACAUCCUCAAAGUAGGCGGAGUCUCUGGUGUUAUUGGCUGAUGUUGAAGUGGUUAAUCCAUUUAGUCAAGCUACGCUCCUUUGUUAGAAGGAUUGUAUCGAAGUUGU